Magnusiomyces paraingens is the source of this 1653-nucleotide messenger RNA. RefSeq lists its product as uncharacterized. The transcript has a single exon. NCBI's taxonomy places the organism in Eukaryota, Fungi, Ascomycota, Dipodascomycetes, Dipodascales, Dipodascaceae. Gene Ontology annotation, biological process: amino acid transmembrane transport. Bases 1 to 1653 code for a protein of 550 amino acids. The record is from RefSeq and is a predicted model, not a curated record. Gene Ontology annotation, cellular component: membrane. Gene Ontology annotation, molecular function: amino acid transmembrane transporter activity.
AUGUCGUAUGAAAUCGAUGAGAAAACUCCGACUCCUAUGGUGACGGAUAUUCCAUAUCCUAUGACGGGUGAAGAACCUGAAUAUGACAGCAUGCAAAACGGCACAGGCCAUGGCGAAACUCGACGUGGUCUGAAGUCGCGGCACGUACAACUGAUUGCCCUUGGUGGCUGUAUUGGUACAGGUCUCUUUGUUGGUUCUGGUACUAUUUUGUCGCGUUCUGGCCCCGGUUCUCUUUUUGUUGCUUACUGUAUUAUGUCUUUUGUUAUUUGGUCAGUUAUGAAUGCUCUCGGUGAAAUGACAACUUAUCUGCCCAUUCAUGGUGCUUCACCCACCAUGUAUGUCCAUAGAUUUUCUGACCCUUCUACUGCAUUUGCCACAGGCUGGAACUAUUGGUACUCUUAUGCAUUUCUCGUCCCCUCUGAAAUUACUGCUGCCGCUAUUGUUAUUGAAUACUGGACUGAUAAAGUACCUACUGCAGUUUGGAUUGCCAUUAUUUGGGUUGUUAUUGUUUUAUUAAAUGUCACUUUUGUUAAGCUUUUUGGUGAGACGGAGUUUUGGUUUGCAUCCAUCAAGAUUAUUGCCAUUUGUGGGUUAAUUAUUCUUGGCAUUGUUAUUUUCUUUGGUGGUGCGCCCACUCACGAUCGUCUUGGAUUUAGAUAUUGGAAGAAUGGUGAUGCCUUUAAGGAGUACAUUGUUACUGGUCCUUCUGGUCGCUUUUGUGGAUUUUGGAACGCCAUUAUCCGCUCGGGAUUCUCUUUCAUUAUGUCUCCCGAGCUUAUUACCAUUGCCGCAGGAGAAACUGAAGCACCUCGUCGUAAUGUCCCUAAGGCCACUAGUAGAUUUAUUUACAGAUUGCUUUUCUUUUAUAUCUUUGGUUCCCUUGUUAUUGGUACUAUUGUUUCCUCUCAUAAUGAUCAUUUGCUUAAUGGUUCUGGCAAUGCUUCUGCUUCUCCCUUUGUCAUUGGUAUUCAGAAUGCCGGCAUUCACGUUUUGAAUCACAUUGUCAAUGCUGUUAUUUUGACCUCAGCUUGGUCUUCUGGUAAUUCAUUUUUGUUUGCUGGUUCUAGAACGCUCUAUUCGCUUGCCGUUAGCGGUCAGGCUCCUCGCAUCUUGGGUUACUGUACUCCUUGGGGUGUCCCCAUUGUUGCUGUUGCCUGUACCGCAGCCAUUGCAUUGCUUGCUUUUUUGAAUGUUUCUUCUUCCUCUUCUAAUGUGUUUACCUGGUUUACCAAUCUUUCUACUGUUUCUGGUUUCCUUGCGUGGCUUGCGGUGCUGGCUGCCUAUAUUCGCUGGCGCAAGGCUCUUCAAUACCAAGGUAUUGAUGACACUAGACCUUACAAGACUCCUUGGCAACCGUACACUUCCUACAUUACUUUUGUUUUUGUCUUUAUUCUUGCCAUUAGCAAUGGUUUUAACGUUUUUGUUGGUGGAUCUUUUAAUGCUUCAGAUUUCGUUGCUGCUUACAUUACUUUACCAUUAUUUGUUAUUUUAUAUAUUGGUCACAAGAUUUGGACCAAGAAUUGGCAAUUAUUUAUUCCCUUGGAAAAGGUGGAUUUGAUUUCUGGUCUUGAUGAGGCCGAGCGCACUGAGGCCAUGUAUCCAGAACGUGAACCACGCAACUUUAUUGAGAAGGUGUGGUUCUGGAUUGCUUAA